CAGAGGUUGGUUGCGCUGUUGUUUUCAUGGUUUGGUUGCAGUGUAGUUUUCACCGUUACCAGGCAGCGGAGAGAUUAUAAUGGCGCACACGUUGUUUGUUGGCAGUUGAAGUAAACAAUCUGGACCUUAUAUUCUCAUCUUUAUCCUCAUGCCUUACCUCACAUGCGCUACACUGGAUGAAUACUUUCCUUAUAGUGGUCAUCACUGGAUAAACCCAUCAUGUCUACGUCCAGUGAUCUCAGAGAGAAGCUGCGGAAGAAGAGGAGGGCACUUCAGGACUCUUUAGUAAAAGUAAAAGAUGAUACCCAGGCUUUGGUUCCUUCCGACUCUGAUGGGACUAAGAAGCAUGAUCACACCAUGGUGGAGGAACUGUCCUGCAGAGAGGAGGACCCAGGUGAAACCCUCCGCCAAUCACUCAAAACCCAGAGAAUGAAGAAGAAAAAGAAGCUGUUAAAAGAGAUGUCUGGCGAGGCUCCUCCAGAAGACGAGGUGAUGGAGAAGGUAGAGACAGUCGUGCAGGUGCUUCAGGAAGAGCAUUUAGAGGAUGUGCACGCAGAGGGGGGACGCUCAGUUCGAUUUAAGACAGAUCGUCCUCCUCUCCCUGGACUGUCCAGUCUCUCUGAGAGCUCGGUGAGACAGCGCAUGAGAGAGAAGCUCAAAGAGGCCAGGUCCAAAGCUGCCAGUCUGUUGGAGCAGGAGCCACCCGGUCGUCUGCCCAGUCUCCGGGAUAAAGUUACAGUUCCUCAGUUUGAUCAAGAGCCAGACACUGAUAUCAGUCAGGACGACUCUUCCUUUGCUGCGAGGGUAAAGUUCCGGGAUGCAGCAAGACAUACCAUUAUUGACAAAAAGGCAGACAGUGGGUUGCCCACUGCUGAGGAGGCUUUCAACUUUUUUACUUUCAACUUUGACCCUGAACCUGAAGAAAUGGAAGACAAAGUUGAAAAGAAAAGGCUGAAGAGAGGAGAAAGGAAAGAGGAGGAAGAGGAGGGAAGGGAGGCGGAAGAAGAAGAGGAAGAAUCACAGAAGGAAGAAGAACGUGAAGCAGAGGAGGAGCCUAGAGAGAGGGAUGAAGAUGCUCCUCUGGUCAGAGAUGAAGAGGAGGAUCUCUUCAUCAUUGAUCAGGACUUUCUGGAAGUGAAGAAGGCGGAGUAUGUGGAGUACAACAGGCGCAUGCAAAGAGAGAGAGAAAUUUUCUUCACCCCCAGUGUGACACCAGUACCUGCUUCCAGUAAGCUUCCAGAGAAUGUGCAGCCUCGAUACCUGGAGGAAGAAGGGCUGUAUGUUGGGGAGAGGCCGUACGUCUCACUGUACAAUCAGAACAUCCUGGAGAACCGCAUUCUGAAGCAGGAUCAGGGUAAGAAGUGGUUUGGAGAUGAUGGGCGGAUUAUUGCUCUUCCUAACCCUAUUAAAGAGUCCUCUUCGAGACCACCACUUUUCCAUCUGGAGGAAGAGUUGGAGCCAGCACUGCAGACUUUUUACAGGAAGGCACUGAAGUCCAAGUACAUCAACCGCUACAUUGUUGGAGUCGAAAACUCAGACGGAGACUACCAGCUGGACGUGGAUGUCGCUGGGCUUAUAUUUUCCCAUCAUCCUCUGUUCAGCAGGGAGCAUGUACUGGGGGCCCGUCUGACCCAGCUGUACGACCAAUACCUGAGCAGAAAGCACAAAAACCUCACGUGCCUCCUCACUGAUAAGUUGAAUGGUUUAAGGAACACCAUUCAGAAUAUGCUGGAACUGCAUAAUGGCGAGGGCAUCAGUCUUGUGACUCAACAAAGAGUAGCAGAGUACAAACAGGAAGUGAGACACACUCGUCAGCUUCGAGAUUUGGAGCGAGAGAGAGACAGAACUUUGUUAAAGAGCAUCAUCAAAGUAUGGAAAGAGCUGAAAGCACUGCGGGAAUUCCAGAGGUUCACCAACACACCGUACAAACUCUAUAUCAGGAAAGAAGCAGUGGAUCGAGCUCUGGACGAACGUGAACAUGAGAAUGACAUCCUGGCAGAGGUGGCAGAGUUGCGGAUGGAGAUGAUGGAAGACUUUGAGAGGAGGAUGAGUGAGUACAGGAAACACCUGGAGAAGUGGAAAUCCUGGAGAAGAAAGCAGAAGGCUGUAAAAAAGAAGAAAAAGCAACAGCCUCAGGAUGAUAAUGAAGAUGAGGAAGAGUGCAGUGAGGAAGAGUUAGAAGCGGAACCAGUAAAGCCAGAGCCCCCAGAGAAACCAGACUUGGCCAGUCUGGAGCAGCAGGUACGAGAGAAAGCUGCCAGGAUUCGCAGGAAACCCGGGGACUCGGUUUUGAUUCCGGAACUUACUGUCUCCGGUCCAGUCACUCCCAAUGAGCAAUGUCCACGUGGUGAAUUAGCGCGGAGGGAAGAUGUGGCCAAGCGUUUACUCUUCAUCAAAGUUUUGUACAACGAUAAAGAAGUUUCCAGAACAGACAGUCGCCUGCUCAGCAUGGACUUCAGAGUUCACUUCGGCCAGAUGUUCAACCUGAAGAUCAUCAACUGGCCCGAAAGCAUCAAACUGCAGGUAUACGAAAGUGCCGGUUCAUUCUGCGAUUUGCUGGCUGAGGUGUGCGCACCAGUUCCAGAACCUUCUGCGCUAACAGGAAGUGCUUCAUAUGAAGAAAUGGAGUUCAGCAGCAACCAGAGAGUCAGCUUUAAUCAUGAGGGUGUCGGCAGUGACGUGCCCAUUUCUUUCACGGCUGACGGCAGUAACAGGCAGACCUUGCUGACCUCUGGAAAACUGUCCUGCUGUGUAUCAUGGGCCGUGGGGGAGGACGACAUGCCCCUCGCUCCCCCCUUUGGCCAGUCUGGAGUGGGCUUACAUAGUGGACUGAAGCAGCUGGAUGCUAUAGCAUGUAUUGGAGCGUCUGGCCUGAAUGAUAUGAAGAAGCUGGGAAAAUGGGCAGCCGAGUCUCGCCUCGACCCAAAUGACCCCAACAAUGCCUCCAUAAUGCAGCUGCUCUCAGUGGCGAGUGGAGGGGAGAUGGCAGUACCUGACUAUUUCCGACUGGAGCAGCUGCAGGAGGAGUUUAAUUUUCUGUCCGAUGAGGCACUGGAGCGCUCCCGCCGCUUUCGCCUGCUCAGGCUGAGGAGUCAGGAGGUUCCAGAGUUUCGACAUUUAAAAUCUGUUCCCUCCUCCGAGCGCGAGAUCUCGGAGAAAGUGUUUGAGGAUUAUGAGCAAAGGCUAAAGGAAGGAGAAGAGGUCGACACAAAGGAGCACAUAGAUGCACACAGAGCGCUGGUGGCCAAGUACUUACAGAAAGUUCGAGAGUCUGUAAUUAAUCGCUUCCUUAUAGCGAAACAUCAUUAUAUCCUGUCCGAUGUAAUAGUGGAAGAGGAAGUGCCGAGCAUCGGGAUUCUGGGCCUUAACCUCUUUAAGCUGGCCGAGCCCAAACGGCCUUUAAAGCCACGAAGAAAAGAGAGGAAGAAAGUGACCGCUCAGAACCUCCGUGACGGAGACAUUAAACUCCUGCUGAACAUCAUCAGAGGAUACGACAUCCCCGUCCGCAAACCUUACACCAGUAAACCUGCAGCAGCGUCUAAGAGCACACGCCCAUACACUGAAGCAUUUGCAGCAGUUCAGUCCUCUCAGACAGCACUGCAGGGUGGUGAGUGGCCUCAGGGCCAGCCUUUGAUCCGGCCCUUUGUGGAGGUUUCUUUUCAGCGCACGGUGCUGCAGACCUCAACAGCUGAGGGACCAAACCCCUGCUGGAAUGAAGAGCUGGUGCUGCCAUUCAGUGCUCCGAAUGGAGAUUAUAGCACCUCGAGCCUGCAGGCUGUAUGUGACGAAGUCUUCAUCAGCGUCUUCGAUGAGGUUCUCUAUGAGAUGGUGGAGGAUGAGAGAGAAAGAGGAAGCAGCAUUUACACUCGCAUAGAGAGACACUGGCUAGGCUCCAUCAAGAUUCCAUUUAGCACCAUUUAUCUGCAGUCACGGAUUGACGGGACGUUUAAAGUGGCCACACCGCCGGUGCUGCUAGGCUACAGUAAGGAGCGGAGCUUGGGCACCGAGGGUGGCUAUGAUGCAGUCAGGAGUCUAAGUGAGGGCACCUUCCUUACACUCUUCAUCACUAUCGAGCCCCAGCUGGUACCUGGAGACCCUGUUAGAGAGAAGUUUGACAGCCAGGAGACGGAGCAGCUGCUUUUGGCUUGUGAGAGCUUUGAGAAAGAUGCAGGUCGCCGCUUUCCUGCUCGACCCUGUCUCACCACUGUUGUGGAUAUGAAUGGCAAAAGAGUCUUCAUAACCCGUUUUAUACGAGCCCUUACACCUCCACAGGAGCUGCUGGAUGUCUUCCCUAAUAAUCCACAGGAAGCCACGGAACUGAUUGCUCGAUACGUUUCUCUGAUUCCCUUCCUGCCAGACAGCGUGUCUUUUGCAGGCAUCUGUGAUUUAUGGAGUACCUGCGAUCAAUUUCUGACACUGUUAGCUGGUGAUGAGGAGGAACACGCUGUUCUACUCUGCAACUACUUCUUAUCCAUGGGGAAAAAGGCCUGGCUUAUCAUAGGAACCGCCAUCCCGGAGGGCCAAACAGCAUACGUUUUGAGCCAAGAACAAAACCGCUUCCUGAUCUGGAAUCCCAGUACGGGUCAGUACUAUGGACAGUAUGACACUUUCUGCCCCCUACAGAGUGUUGGAUGCCUGGUUAAUGCAGACAAUGUAUGGUUUAACAUCCAGACGUACGCUUCUCCAAUGAGGAUGAGCUUUGACGUCACCAAACCAAAGUGGUGGAAGCCUUUUUUCUCCAGAACGUUUCGUGAUCCCGGUCUGUCCAGCGUACAGCCAGAGGAGCUGAUAUACAGGCGCACUGACAAAGUAGCGGCUGCUGAAUUACAGGACAGGAUAGAGAAGGUGCUGAGGGAGAAGAUCAUGGAGUGGCGACCGCGGAACCCAACCCGCUGGAACCGCUACUGCACAUCUACAUUACGUCACUUCCUGCCCAAGCUCGAACUGAGCGGAGGCCGUGAGGUUGCUGAGGAGCAUCGACUCGAGCUGCAAAGCCUGCUGGGAGAUUACAGGAUCUCCGGCUUCCCUCUGCACUUCCCGUUCUCUGAGAUCAGACCGAUCGUGGAGGCCGUGUACAGCACCGGCGUCCAUAAGGUGGAGGCUCCCAAUGUGGAGUUUGCGCUGGCUGUGUACGUUCAUCCCUAUCCCAGUAACGUCCUCUCUGUGUGGGUCUACAUGGCCUCGCUGGUUCGCACACACUAGUGUUCAUGUCACUGUUUAGCCUCAGAGUUUUUUAAAUGUAGAUAUUUUUAUUCUGAGAGUUGUUUGGUUUAAUGUAGUAUAUGUAUAUAUGUAUAUAUGUAUAUAGUUAUACUCACUGGCCACUUUAUUAGAAAUACCUGCUAACCAGACAGGCAGGGAGGGAUGCGAGCUUCGGUUAUGUUUACCAUAAACUUUAUUAGUAAGUGAUCUUAAUUAUUUUAAACAAAAUACUACAAGAAACUAAAAACAUCUAGUGAGUGGCAACUCUGCGGGUGAAAAGGUCUUAUUUAAUGAGAAAAGUCAGAUAGUACUGACCAAACUGACAAACAUCUGAGACUGCAGUCGGCUUACUGUAAAGAAAUAGUUCAAAGUUUAAAGCACAUUUCCUGCUCAGAUUACUCGCAGCUUCCGCUCUGCACAUCAGCUGUAGUUUCAUGUGUUGUGCAUUCUUUCAUGUUUUUCUCUUUAGUCUAUGAAGGAUAUUUAUUUUAGAAAACCUUUGUCCACCUGUCAGCUCAAACCAGUGUGGUCACUCUUCUCUGACCUCUCUGAGAUAUUUCCUCCUGCAGAGCUGCUGCUGACUGGAUGGUUCUUUCUUUUUUGCAUUAUUUACUGUUAAUUCCAGAGACUCAUGUGAAAAUUCUGAGGGAUCAGCGAUUUCUGAGGCAAUGCAAGGCAAACGACCAUGGUCACGUUUCCUCAUUCUGAUGUGAACUGAAGCUCUUGACCCGUGUCUGUAUAAUUUCAUGUACUGCACUGCUGUCUGUUUUUGUAUUAAAAUAUUUUCAGUAAUCAUGA
This is a messenger RNA of Trichomycterus rosablanca, 6000 nucleotides long. It is a transcript of the gene cc2d2a, whose product is annotated as coiled-coil and C2 domain containing 2A. Lineage: Eukaryota; Metazoa; Chordata; Actinopteri; Siluriformes; Trichomycteridae. Gene Ontology annotation, cellular component: ciliary transition zone. The record is from RefSeq and is a predicted model, not a curated record. The transcript has 39 exons. The coding region runs from base 220 to 5202 and encodes 1660 amino acids. Gene Ontology annotation, biological process: non-motile cilium assembly; protein localization to ciliary transition zone.